This is a messenger RNA of Nanorana parkeri, 2958 nucleotides long. Its product is annotated as mediator of RNA polymerase II transcription subunit 12-like. Gene Ontology annotation, molecular function: beta-catenin binding; transcription coactivator activity. The transcript has 20 exons. Bases 1 to 2883 code for a protein of 960 amino acids. Gene Ontology annotation, cellular component: mediator complex. NCBI's taxonomy places the organism in Eukaryota, Metazoa, Chordata, Amphibia, Anura, Dicroglossidae. The record is from RefSeq and is a predicted model, not a curated record. Gene Ontology annotation, biological process: regulation of transcription by RNA polymerase II.
AUGCUGCUGAAAGCUGUGAACUUGAAGUUCUCUGAGGAGAAAGUCUUACCCAAAUCAAAUGUUAAAAUGCAUCUCCAAGCCAAUAGUGGCUCCUCUUGCGCACUGCGUGCCGUCGACAAGAGUGUGGUUCUAAUGAAGCCAGAGGAUGAGCUGACCGAGAGCAAGUUUCAGAAUCUUGUCAAGGCCCAGACCACGUACAUACGAUCGGACUCGCUGGAUUACAAUAUGUGUAACAAACCGCAGCCUCGGGAACAGGACACGGAUGAAGUCUUUGGUAUGGUUACCCGGUGGGAUCCCUGGUGGUGGCAUUCCUACCCCGAGAAAAAGAAGGACAUUCAGAAUAUCAUUCAGGUGAGUGGAGACUGUAGAUUCUAUAAGAGAGAUUCUUCCAUUCUGCUCCACCAUUGUGUUCAGGAGUGUACGGUGCGGCGGUCUGGUGUACGGUACGGGGGUCUGGUGUACGGUGUUGAAAUGAAUUCACUUCUGGAAAACAUUGCCAAGGCCACGAUUGAAGUAUUCCAGCAAUCUGCAGAGAAUGUGUGCGCGGCUCCUGCCACCAAUCCUCCCGCUAACAACAAUGCUCCGACCAGCAACUCCUCUUCUCUUCUGUUCAGUGCAUUGGAGAGGUCCGGAGUGUGGCUGGUGGCCCCUCUGAUUGCCAAGCUGCCCACAUCCGUCCAAGGCCACGUGCUGAAGGCGGCCGGUGAGGAGCUGGAAAAAGGACAACACCUCGGCUCGUCUUCACGCAAGGAGCGGGACCGCCAGAAGCAGAAGAGCAUGUCUUUGCUCAGCCAGCAACCAUUUCUGUCUCUGGUACUGACUUGUUUAAAGGGACAAGAUGAGCAGAGGGAGGGGCUGCUGGCAUCUCUUCAUGCUCAAGUACAGCAGAUUGUCAGUAACUGGCGAGAAGACCAAUAUCAGGAUGACUGUAAGACCCCGCAGCUGCUGCAUGAAGUGUUGAAGCUCCGGCUGAACCUGGUGGGGGGCAUGUUUGACACCGUCCAGCGGAGCACCCAGCAGACCACCGAAUGGGCCGUACUACUUCUGGAUAUCAUCAGCAGCGGCACUGUGGACAUGCAAUCUAACAACGAGCUCUUCACCACAGUGCUGGACAUGCUGAGUGUGCUGAUCAAUGGGACCCUGGCGGCUGAUAUGUCCAGCAUUUCCCAGGGCAGCAUGGAGGAGAACAAGAGAGCGUACAUGAACCUGGUGAAGAAGCUUCGGAAGGAGUUGGGGGACCGGCAGUCGGAAAGUCUGGAGAAAGUGCGCCAGUUGUUGCCGCUACCAAAGCAGAUGAGAGACGUGAUCACAUGUGAGCCGCAGGGAUCUCUGAUCGACACCAAAGGAAACAAGAUUGCCGGCUUUGACUCCAUCUUCAAGAAAGAGGGGCUUCAAGUCUCCACCAAGCAAAAGAUUUCCCCUUGGGACCUGUUUGAAGGAUUGAAGCAGUCGGCUCCUCUGUCCUGGGGCUGGUUUGGGACGGUGCGCGUGGACAGGCGCGUGUCUCGGUUGGAGGAGCAGCAACGUUUACUUCUGUACCACACUCACCUCAAGCCGAAGGCGCGCACCUACUACCUGGAGCCCCUCUCCCUCCCGCCGGAGGACGAGGAGCCGCCCACCCCCACAAGCAGCGAGCCAGACAAGAAACUGAGCGAGCCGCUGAAGGUGGAGAAAAGUGCAACGGGCUGCACCGGCGGCAACGAAGACCGCAAAAAGCCGAGCAAGAAAAAGAAAAGCCGAGCGGCAGCAAACAAGGGCGAGGAUUUCGGACUCGGCGCAGGACGUCCCAUCCCGUAUCAGAUGGGAGUUCCCACCGACCUGCUGCAUCAGCAAGGGGCGCCCACCAUGUCACGCCUUCCAUAUGGAGCACAGAGUGUGUAUGCCCAGAACCAGCCCCUGCCGCCCGGUGGUCCCCGGCUGGAUACAUACCGACCGCCUCGGAUGAAUAUGGUGAAGGUGGUCCCGACUCGGCCUCCCUAUGGAGGUGUACCACCAGGCGUAGGAGGGAUGAUUGAAUCCUAUAAGCCCAUGUUGUACCGGCAGCAGCAGCAGCAGCAGCAGCAGCAGCCUCCGAUCCCUCAAGGACAGCUACUGAGGCAGCACCUGCAGGCCAAGCUGACGCAGGGAAUGAUGGGCCAGCCUGUCCGACAGAUGACGCCCACAGCUCCGUACGGCUCUAUGACGCCCUCCCAGGGUUAUACAACAUACACUUCCCACGUGGCCAUGCAGCAGCACCCUCCUCCAUCUCAGGGUGGCGGUCUGGUGCCGCCUGCUUACGGCGCCCAAUCGUACGGCGGUUCCCUCCCGCCUUCAGGCGGAACCCUCCUGGACCCCGUGCGUCAGAUGCAGCAGCGGCCGAGCGGCUAUGUCCACCAACAAGCGUCGGGUUACGCCCACAACCCGCAGACCGGACAGAGAUUCCAGCACCAACAGAUGCCGCAGGCCAGCAUGAUGUCCGGGAUGGGUCACAUGACCGCGCAGACAGUACAAGCUGCGGUACGGCCCACUCAGAUGUUACCAGAACAGCAGCAGCAGCAGCAGCAGUAUCUGAGGCAGCAGCAGAUGUUACGGCAGCAACAGCAGCAGCAGCAGCAGCAACAACAGCAGCAGCAACAACAGCAGCAGCAGCAACAACAACAACAGCAACAACAACAACAACAACAACAACAGCAGCAACAGCAGCAGCAGCAACAACAGCAGCAGCAACAACAAGCACCUCCACAGCCGCAGGCUCCGCCACAGCCACCACCUCAGCAAUUUCAGAGACAAGGCCUCCAGCAGACUCAGCAGCAGCAACAGACGGCGGCUCUCGUGCGACAGCUACAGCAGCAAUUAUCCAACACACAACCACAGCAAGCUUCCAAUAUGUUUGGACGAUUCUGAUCUCUGAUUGGACCCUAUGGGUGAAAAGGCCGUUUCUGCGCCCCACCCCCGAGCCGGGAGACACGAAUGAGGAUC